Molecule: messenger RNA, 1378 nt
Organism: Oppiella nova
Lineage: Eukaryota; Metazoa; Arthropoda; Arachnida; Sarcoptiformes; Oppiidae
Source: the annotation of a GenBank genome assembly
AUGACGUCCUACAUCCGCAAGAACGUGGACCCGACGGCCACUUAUGCCGACUCUAUUUGGGUGAACGCGGCCUUCAUGUUAGGUCAGGGCUCGCUCAUGACUGUGGGCGGCCUGCUCGAGGUCAGACUCGGGCCCCGAUGGACGUGUCUGUUAGGGUCUCUGGUGUUCAGCGGUUCCAUAGCAUUGACGUACUUCACGGUUCAGAUGGGAUUCGUUUACGUGGUCUUCAGCUACGGCUUUCUGGCGAGUCUGGGCGUCGGCAUCGCAUACGUGGCCCCUCUCGCGGCCGGAAUGAAAUGGUUCCCGGCGCGCAAGGGUCUCGUGAAUGGCAUAACAGUGGGCGGGUAUGGUAUGGGGGCUCUUGUCUUCAACCACGUCCAGACUGCUUAUCUAAACCCAUUGAACGCCUCCCCCGACACGGAUGGCUUCUUCACGGACGAGGCCAUCCUAUCGCGUGUGCCCUCACUGUUCGUGAUGUUGGGCGCCGUCUAUCUGAUGAUCCAAUUGAUCGCAUGUGCGCUCAUCUUCAGACCGCCGCUAUUCCCCGAUCAGAUCAUCUUCAAUGAGGGGAAGUUCCUUCUCAUCAAAUCCCCGUCCGAGUCGGUGCUGGAGUGCAGUUACAGCAGCUGUGACGAGGACUCGGCGUCCGGACGCCACUCCCCGCCCGUCCGCUCCGCACAGAAGAUUGAUUUGUCGCCCAAAGAGGCCAUCCAUACGAAUGCGUUCCUCCAGAUGUGGUUCAUGUUUGCGUUGAGUACACAAAGCGUUCAAUUCAUGAACACUAUGUAUAAGGCGUUUGGACAGCAGUUCAUAAAAGAUGAUUAUUUCUUGUCAUACGUUGGAUCCAUUGCCAGCGUGUUUAACGCCUUCGGACGUAUAGUCUGGGGUCAAGUGCUCGACAAGACGUCGUUCAAGACGUCGUUUAUCGCUGUUUGCGCUCUUCUCACGGGACUUAUACUCACAUUCAUAACCACUCAAUCGUUUAACAGUAAACUCCUGUACUUCAUGUGGGUUUCGGCCAUAUUUUUCUCGUUUUCCGGGAUUUUUGUAAUCUUUCCUACGGCUACUGCACAGGUGUUCGGCAAAACAAACGCCGGCACUAUUUAUGGGCUUUUAUUCACUGCACCGGCCCUGUCCUCACUAAUAGGCGCCCUAUUGUUCCAAAUCAUUCAGCACGAGUUGGGAUGGUUUGGAUCAUUCUUUAUGGUCGCAGUGCUCACUGUUUUAGCCCUUCUGUUAAUGGUUUUCUUCCCAUCAAAUGUCGAGUCAUUGCGAACCAGAAAAACCGAGAAUUGAAUGUAAAAGUCAUGAUUUGUAACUACCAUUAAAUGACAAGAAAUGGUAUUUACACUUACGGUUAAUGUGAUCCAAUGGUGCG